CCCCCUCCGCGAGACUCGAACCGCAGAAGAACCGCUGAAGAUGGAGCAAACCGAAGUAGUGAAACCAGAAACUCUGGAUGAUCUGAUUAAAACUCUGCACAAGAUUUUUGAAAGUGACUCUAUUAAUGUGGAAGAAGUGCAGAGCAUCAUGGAAGCGUAUGAAAGUAAACCUCAGGAGUGGAUGAAAUUCGCCAAAUUUGACCAGUACAGGUACACCAGGAAUCUCGUCGAUGAGGGAAAUGGAAAGUUCAACCUGAUGAUCCUGUGCUGGGGUGAAGGACACGGCAGCAGCAUCCACGAUCACACGGACUCGCACUGCUUCCUGAAGCUCCUGCAGGGUCAGCUGAAGGAGACGCUGUUCGACUGGCCCGACCGCAGACUGCAGGGCGGGAUGGUGCAGAAGUCACAGCGGGUCCUGCUGGAAAACCAGUGCGCGUAUAUUAACGACUCCAUCGGCCUCCAUCGCGUGGAGAACGUCAGUCACACGGAGAGCGCCGUCAGCUUGCACCUCUACAGUCCUCCCUUCCAGUCCUGCCAGACGUUCGACCAGCGCACUGGACACCGCAACACUGUCAAGAUGACCUUCUGGAGUAAAUAUGGCGAGAGGACACCGUAUGAAACGACCCUUUCACAAGAAAACAACUGAGACGGAGAGAACGACGAUGCUCGAUGGAAGCCAAAUUUCCACAUAAAUGAUGUUUAUUACUUGAUCCAACACUUUUUGAGAUUGGCAAAGGACAGUGGGAAGAGGGUCUUGGCGGUAAUUAAAGUUGCUUAAUCGUGGCCUAGUUUAACGCUGGCAGGCGCUGCUGAAGCCAGGCUGAAUGGAGCCGCGCCGUCAAUCUGCUCUUUGUUGGAGGACAAGCCAUUCUCCCAGCAUUCCUCUGUGCCUGUGACCUGUGUAAUCGCUCUUUUGUACUGUUACGGGAUGAGAGCUGUUUGUUGGAAGUGUGUAAUUUAUGAGAAGAAACUAUUUGUCUUUCCUUUUGUCCCUCUGAAAUGAAAGCGCUGUCCUGAAACGGCCUCCAUCGGCAUCAGCGGGAACCGCAGCACUUCGAUCGGUGUGUGCUAUUGAUAAUCGCCAGGCCUCCAAUCUCCACAUGCUUUUUAUUCAAUUUCCAGAUGAACGUUUGCAUGGAAGAGUUUAUUUUUAUGAAUCUUGCUGUCAGUAAUUGAUGUCUAUGGUCUCUGCAUUUGUAAACUGGAGCUUUUAUUUAAAAUGGACCUGAAUCUUACCUGGAAAUGAAUUUUUGUCUUAACAUUGAAGUAAAUAAAAAAACGUUUAGCCA
Megalobrama amblycephala (Wuchang bream) is the source of this 1289-nucleotide messenger RNA. RefSeq names its product cysteine dioxygenase, type I (gene cdo1). The coding region runs from base 41 to 646 and encodes 201 amino acids. The transcript is spliced from 5 exons. Gene Ontology annotation, biological process: L-cysteine catabolic process. NCBI's taxonomy places the organism in Eukaryota, Metazoa, Chordata, Actinopteri, Cypriniformes, Xenocyprididae. Gene Ontology annotation, molecular function: ferrous iron binding; cysteine dioxygenase activity. The record is from RefSeq and is a predicted model, not a curated record.